Lachancea meyersii CBS 8951 is the source of this 1485-nucleotide messenger RNA. The record is from the annotation of a GenBank genome assembly. Lineage: Eukaryota; Fungi; Ascomycota; Saccharomycetes; Saccharomycetales; Saccharomycetaceae.
AUGAGUUCCUUUAAGCCAACUUUUUUGUGCGACGAACUUCUAAGAGAUGCAGCCUUCGUCAACGGUAAGUGGGUUAAGAACACUUCGGAGUUUUUUGAAGUCACGGAUCCUGCCAACGGCAAUGUCAUCGCCAAGCUGCCAGAACAGAGUGUCGAAAUCGUGGACGAGGCAAUUGACGCUGCCUCCGAAGCUUUCAAGACUUUCAAAAACAUCUCUGGAAGACAAAGAGCCACUUGGCUCAGAAACAUAUACAACUUGAUGAUGGAAAACGCCGAAGAUCUGGGGAAAAUUCUCAGCUGGGAAAAUGGUAAGCCCUUGGCCGAAGGUAUCGGGGAAGUCAAGUAUGCUGCCUCGUUUUUCGAGUGGUUUGCCGAAGAGGCACCUCGUAUAUACGGCACUGCUUUCAGCCCCGCCAUCGCCUCCAACAGAGCUUUCACCCGUCGCGAGCCCAUUGGCGUGUGUGGUAUCAUCACCCCAUGGAAUUUCCCUAGCGCCAUGAUCACCAGAAAGGCCGCAGCGGCAUUUGCUGCUGGUUGUACCGUAGUGGUGAAACCUGACUCUCAAACUCCUCUAUCUGCACUUGCACUAGCUUAUUUGGCCGAAAAAGCCGGUCUGCCUGCUGGUGUUUUCAAUAUUGUUUUGACGGAUAAGAAAACGCCCGAGUUCGGUAUGAGAUUGUGUGAGUCGCCAAAGGUGAAAAAGGUUACUUUCACCGGUUCCACCAACGUGGGCAAGAUUUUGAUGAAGCAGUCUGCCUCUACGUUAAAAAAACUCUCCCUCGAACUAGGUGGCAAUGCGCCACUAAUAGUUUUUGCCGAUGCCGAUCUCGAUCAGGCUGUGGAGCAAGCACUUGCUUCUAAAUUCAGGGGGUUGGGUCAAACCUGCGUUUGUGCCAACAGACUUUACGUUCAGGAGGAUAUCAUUGAUGAGUUUUCCUCCAGGCUAGCCUCCAAAGUGAACGAUUUUGUUAUUGGACAUGGAUUCCAGGAUGGUGUAACGCACGGACCAAUGAUCAACGCAAAGGCAAUUGAGAAAGUUGAAGCACAUGCGCAAGACGCAAUCAAGAAGGGAGCCAAGUUAGUAGUGAAAGGUGGACGUAGGCCAGAUCUCGGUCCUGCCUUCUACUCCCCCACAGUUCUGUCCCACGUUCCUCAAGAGGCUGAUGUGACGUCCCAGGAGACUUUUGGACCUCUCUGUGCUUUAAUUCCCUUCAGCACCACCGAAGAGGUGGUCAAAUACGCCAAUGACACUGACGUCGGUCUAGCAGCUUACCUGUUCACCAAGAAUAUCGACACUAUUUACACCGUGUCGGAAGCCCUUGAGACUGGUAUGGUCUCAGUCAACACAGGAGUGUUCAGUGAUUGCACAGUCCCCUUUGGAGGUGUAAAGGAGUCCGGUUUCGGUAGAGAAGGCUCUUUGCAUGGUCUAGAGGACUACACUGUUAUCAAGACAACCAUUAUCGGAGGACUGCCCAGCCGUUUGUAA